This is a messenger RNA of Hydatigera taeniaeformis, 1137 nucleotides long. The record is from the annotation of a GenBank genome assembly. Lineage: Eukaryota; Metazoa; Platyhelminthes; Cestoda; Cyclophyllidea; Taeniidae.
AUGGUGGUCUAUGUUCAUGUUCUUGAGUUAUCACUCUUACGUUAUGUCACUGUUAUCUACAACAAAAAAAUGAGGAAGAUGGAAAUAUCCUAUAAUCUACCGGAAUUCUUAUCUCCGAAGUUUGAUGUUGAAGUUGUCAAUGACGCAGCCACCCGUUCUUCGACGCUUGAUCCGCAUGCCUUGACACAAACGUUUGGAUCGGUGUGGAGCAAAAAGUAUCUCCGUGACCUGGAUCAAUCAUUGGCUCACACCUCUGCUGUUAGCGACGCUACGGUUCUACAAAAAGUUGCUUGUGGACAAACAGCGUUGGCGAACGAUAAGGAAAAAUUGGGUCAGUCUGAGAUGAAGAGCGGUAUAAAUGGUGAUAAAGUAACCCAGCAUGAACUAGUAUUGCCCCCCUUUGACCAAAAAACGCUAUCUGUUGCUCAGAUCUUUCCGAUUCAAAAAAUUGUGCCCCCUGCACUAGCCUCUUGUCUAGCUAAGGAGGCGAAAGCCCUUUCUGAUGCCGACGAAAGCGUACGUAAUCAGUGGCUGACGGAAGGCACUUAUCCCCGUCUCAUUGUUGAUAGGCUACCUUUCCUUCCGAUCGACAAUCCUGACUCUGUGGAUCAGUCGGGCUCAGGCACCAAACGAAAACGGAAAUCCCGGAAUAGUACAGAUCGACCUGUUACAAGAUUGGGAAUGGCUACACAUUUAGCUCUGUUGGGACAUAUGAUCAAGAUGUUUCAGCUUAAACCCAGAGAGUUACAGCGUCGAACACCACUUCCAGACACUCCUCAUCCUUUGGCGAACCAUCUUCUAAAUGAGUUUACUGUAUUUGCAUCCAGGUCUGGGAAUGAACGCUCCAAGUCUAGGCUGAUGACACCGAUACUGCGGGACAAAUUGAUCUGUCACAUUCUGGUCCUUCUGCUUCAUUGUGAUAACUUUGCCACCGUUAUUGACGCUCUUCCUAGUGAUUUUAAAAUGUCAUCAGUGCGCCUAAAAAACCAUUUUGCCUUUAUUGGAUGCUCAUUUUCGAAACAGGAGGUGGAAACGAGUAGCACCGACCAGAAGAAGGAGGGAGCGAAGCAGUAUCAUACAGUAGCACGUCUAUCAGCUCCCCUUGUAUUGAAGGCAGCUCACGCCUUUAAACGAUGA